Messenger RNA from Doryrhamphus excisus (bluestripe pipefish), 6838 nucleotides. RefSeq names its product quattro b (gene quob). The record is from RefSeq and is a predicted model, not a curated record. Gene Ontology annotation, molecular function: guanyl-nucleotide exchange factor activity. Lineage: Eukaryota; Metazoa; Chordata; Actinopteri; Syngnathiformes; Syngnathidae.
AGGAAGGAAAUGAGAACGCCUGAAGCAGACCGUGGAACUCUAGCAGGGCCUUCUCCUCCUAAAAGCUCCUGGUGUUUUAAAAUAGAACCAAAGGGGCCGCGUAUGAGGGGCUCUAAUAACGGACCGCUGACAUCUGCAUGGAAGUGUGCUUCAACGCCUGACAAAGUCCUUGUUGCCGUGGUGUUGGUAUGAUGAUGUAUGAUGUCUGAGGGUGUGUUCGGGUGUGCGAUCAAGCCGGCUUGGACCGUGUGAAUGUGAGAGAGAAGAAAUUGAAAAGCCUCCAGGGGGAUUUCCUCCAAAAGGGAAAGCUUUUUUCCUCCUCCUCCUCCUCCUGCUCCUCCUCCUCCCCUUUCUCCAACAACUUCUAUUUCCCUCCCUCCUUGUUUCUCCCUCUCACUCUAUCGACUUCACCCCCAACUUGCUCAAACACUCCGAGGAACCGGAGAUACAAGAACAAGGAGGCUCAACAGGCAGCUUGACAACUUUUUCCUUUUUUACGUUGCCGAGCUCUCGCAGUCGCGGAGACGUUGAUGAGGAAUCAAGGUGGCUUUCGUGGGCUUUCCAUCAGGACUGUCAUGUGGACGUACUUCAGCAGAUGACAGCUUCUGUGUUGCUACUCUAAACAUGGCAAGACUCGCGGCGCAGAUCUCGGGGAGCUUCUCUGGAGAGGACUAUGAUACAUUCGGUUCCUGACUGAAGAGAAACUGCAGUGAAGAUGAACCCGGAAUCUCUAGAUUCGUCCAUCCAGAGCGCCCUAUCAGCGCUCUAUCCCCCUUUUGAAGCCACAGCGCCAAUCGUCCUCUGCCAGCUCUUCCGCACUAUCGAGGAGCGUUACCAUGGCGAUGCCUUGCAGUGCCUGCUGGACUUUCUCAUCCCCUCCAAACACUUGUUGGAAAGUGUACAACAAGCAGCAUGUGCUGGAUACUCGGAUGUGGUUUUCCGCUGCGAGGGCUGGCCUCUGUGUCUCCAUGACAAAACUGUUGUCCAGUUAGCUCCCGUGAACCCUUUGCUGCUGCGUCCCGGGGACUUUUAUUUCCAGGUGGAACCUUUUGGCGAUCAAGCAGCUCGUAUUGUCCUCAAAAGUCUCCUGGAAGAAGGAUGUCGGGAAGUGGAGGAGACCCCGAUUCCCGAGACGUCCUACCCUUGUAUCUUCACCAAAGACUGGCUGCAGGACAUCAACGAAGGACGCCACGGGACUCCUCUGUCUCGCUGCUUACUUUGCACUGACCAAGGAGUAAUCAAGCUUCCGUGGGAAGACGUAGCCAUCCCAGAGUUUUUAGACAAGCCAAAGGUUACGACCGCUUAUCAGGAAGCUUCCGCUGAGCCAAAGCUGAUGUCCGUUCCUCGCAGUUAUGGCGCAUCUACUCUGCCGUUGGAGGCCAGGAUUAUUCCUUUAAAGGACAACAUGUCAGCAUCUUUGAGGCCUGUGGACUAUUCCUCCAAAGUUGUCAAACUACAUCAUAAACGAAUGCCCAAAUCCUCUCCCAAACCUCUAGUCAGACCUGUGGGUUGGGUGUCGCCCAACACCUGGGACAGCCGAACCUAUCCAGAGGGUGAAGGUGAUUAUGUGGACUUGGUGGAUGUCGCUAAAGAAAAGCAGUUGGUGCUAAAGCAUGGAAACCAUCCAAAUCUGUCGAAUUCGGUUUUGGUCAAACCUGUCAGACCCCCACCAUCAGCACUACCUGGGGGUAGCCUUUUUUGCGGGCGCACCCUUCAGUAUGCAGAGGACCCUUGUACACCGUGCAGCCAAAGAAACCUGGGGGGGGAUCCCUCAGGGGAAGACGUCAAGUGCCGGAAUAGAGACUCUUACCUGGCGGCGCUGAGUAACCCUGUUCCCUUUGAGAAGGGGAGUGUGGACCUCCUUGCAGCGCUGGAGGAGGACAGCCUUUGUGAGGACUUGGACUUAAGAUCCCAGGCUACAUUUGAGGACUACAACAACGUACUUGGACAGUUGAGUAACCGCUGUAAAACGCCCGUGUCGGGCCAAUACCGACACCUCUGUGAGCCAACGGCAGAAUUCAUUGGCUCCCAUCACAAAAAUCCUCCCGAAGCAGAGGAGUCGACCAUUAUUUUGAAAUCAAGCCCUGGCUUAAGUAAAGUCUACAUCGAGAAUACCUCUCAGGACACACGGCACCCUGAGUCGCUUCUGGAUAAUUGUGAUCAUGAGAACAACGAUGUCGGGAAACCGCCAGGAAAACACAAAUGGAAAUCUCGGUCUCUCUCUACGGUAUCUGACACUCCUCAAGGAAGUCCACGUUCCUAUGAACCCAGCACCAGGAGCCACAGUGAUAUUUGUCCAGACGCAGUUCACAAAGGUGAACUGUUGGAUCUGGUGACUCCAAAGGGGAACUCUACAAAAGAUUCCCAGUCAAGUGAGAGUAAUACUCCCGCCACUUCAGAUGGACCACAUGCGAGACCCCAGAACCUAAAGAACCAAGACAUUUCAUCUUCUCACCUUCUUCUAUCUGUCGGUUCUGACUCAACUCCUCAAUGUCUGGCGUCCGGUCUACAAAGCGUCAGCGCUUUGCUUGAGCUGGGUAUUAUUUGUUUACCAGGCAGCCGGGACAAGACUGGCAGGGCGGUGGUGGAGCUUUACUGUGACAGGAAGUGGACCUCGACUCCUCCAUCAGCACAGAAUCUCUGCAUGUUGCUGCUCUAUCUCCACUCCAUCCCCAGGAAAGAUGUGCGAGAACUGGGACUGACUUUGGUCAUCGAUGCCAGGAAGAAGGCCCCCCCACCUCACCUCUACAAGGCUCUGCUCAUGGCUCAGGAGCAAGCUCUCCACGCUGUCCACAGCAUUGUGAUGCUGGUGGAUAAAGACACAUCUCCACGUCCAGAAAAGCAGCCUGGUCUCCAGAUGGACGUGGUGACGUCGAUGAAAGCGCUCUACAAGACGGUUGAAGCUUGCCAGUUGACCCCUGACCUGGGAGGAACCUUCAGCUACAGCCAUGCGGAUUGGUUGCAGUUCCAUCAAAAACUGAUGUCUUUCAUAACUGACCUGCAAGAGGCUGACAUUUUGUUGCAGAGAGCCAUUUCCAAAGUGAACGAGAGCAACAUCCUGGACACUUCCCAGGAAGUGCGGCGAUGCAUUCAGGAACAGGGAGAUUUGAUGAGGGAGGUGUUGAAGGACGCGGGAUUGGUCACGCUGCAGAGAGAAGGCGGGGCGGUGCUCGCCAGGCUGAGGAGGGAAGAGUUCAGAUUUGCACAGUCUGAGGACUACAGAGAUGCUCUGGAGUCGGUGACGCUUCUCUACAACCAAGUGGAGGAGAAGCUCCACAUGCUGGUGAUGACAUCAAAUGAGUCCCUUCAGCAGUUGGAGUUCCUUUUCCUGGUCAGAGAGACGGAGGAGAAAAUCACUGAGGCUGCGGCGUGGUUCAACCAGGAAGGCGAACAUGGGCUGAAGGUCUUUGACAAAGAAGAUGACUUAUACACGGGGAACAUCUUGCAGCAGUUUGACGCGUUCUUCAUCGAAGCCAAGGAAAAGCAACAUCAUGCAUCGGUUCUUGUGACUGAAGCUGAGAAGAUGGUGAGCACCGGUGUCUGGAGUCCUGCAACAGAUGUUUUUCGGACGCUCAUCAGUACUUUCAAGAGCAAUAUGGAAGACUUUAUGUCACGGGUGCUGCAGAUGCAAAACGAAGUGGACAAACUUGUGCAAGUGUACCGUUUCUGUGAUGAGGCAUCUGCCUUGGCCAAGGAAUGCAGUCGGUUUUUGGAGCAGGUAGAGCAGGGGUGUGACUUGGCUCAAGCCGGUGUCGGCACACUGCAGAUGUAUGAGGAGAGAUUAGGUGAUGAAUUCUCCACCCUGCGUUUCCAGGCCUGGAAAUCUAAGGCCUGUUCUUUAAGAUGGGGAGCUUCGGGGGCGACGAGUGCGUGGAAUGCGGCCUGGGUGGGGCGCCGGGAAGUCAGGCAGCGUCUUGAGAAGGUGCAGAAGAAGAAGAAGACAGGCAGAGAUAAGAAGCAGAACCAGCAGACUGGGGAGGCUGGAGCAAUGACCUCUCAGAAGGUCGUAGCUGACAUCACCGAAAGCGACAAUGCAGCAGCUGCCUGGUUUAAGAACAACUUGAAGGUGUCCUUGAAAGGGAACGAAAAAAGAGAACCUCCCUCGCUAAAGUUCCUACCACUAACAAACGGAGACUCUAGUAUUAGUCCACGUGAUGGCAAGUGUGGACUAGACACUAAACUGGGAACACGAGGACACCAGAGUGAGAUCGAUCUGAGGACCACAAUCCCAGUUCACGGGGACGCUGACAUCCCAGUAUGCCAGAGUUUGGGUCGAUCCCUGAGUGAGGGAUCUCGUGUACGCACUCACGUCCCGUUUGGCUUUUCCCCUUUAAAUGGAAGACCACCACUCUGGCAGAGCAACAAGCAACCACUGGAACUCCACUUGGACCAACAUCUGCCCACUCCCCUCACGGAGAGCAUGACGGAGAGUCAUGGCAAUGCUGAGGAACGUCCCACCAAAGAAAAUGCAGCUUCUACCCAAAGCCCUGAAGAUUUAAAGGAACGGUUACUCACAUCAGCUGAACACAGCAACGUUUUAAAACUACGUAAGCUGAUGGAGGAGCUGCUGUCCACAGAGAGGGAAUACGUAAAGGCUCUUGGCUACGUUCGAGAGCACUACUUCCCCGAAUUGGAAAGAAGCGACGUCCCACAAGACCUCAGGGGCCAGAAGGGGAGCAUCUUUGGGAACCUGGAAAAACUGCACGACUUCCACCGCCAUCAUUUCUUGAAAGAGCUGGAGAACUGUCUGAGCGAACCCUUCAGGGUGGGACGCUGCUUCCUGCGGCAUAGGGAACAUUUUGCUUUGUAUGCCCUUUACAGCAAGAACAAACCACAGUCUGAUAGUCUUCUCAUCAAUCAUGGAAAGGCCUUCUUCAAGCAAAAGCAGCUGAGUCUCAGGGACAAAAUGGACCUGUGGUCCUACUUACUAAAACCGGUGCAGCGGAUCAGUAAGUACAGCCUGCUGCUGCAAGACAUGAUGAGGGAGUGCGGGCCGGUUCAAGGCAAGGAGCUGGCCGAACUCAAGGCUGCCUUGGAGGUGGUUCACUUCCAGCUCCGUCAUGGGAACGAUCUGCUGGCCAUGGAUGCUAUCCAUCAAUGUGAUGUUAAUCUCAAAGAGCAAGGGCAGCUCAUCCGCCAGGACGAGUUCUCGGUAACAUUCCGAAAGAAAAAAUGUUCCCGUCAUAUUUUCCUCUUUCAAGAACUCAUCCUCUUCAGCAAGACCAGGAAGACAGAUGUCGGGAAUGAUACGUACGUCUACAAACAGUCAUUCAAGACGUCAGAUGUUGGCAUGACCCAGAACUCUGGAGACACCGGUCUCUGUUUUGAAAUUUGGUUCCGAAAACGAAAAACACAAGACACGUACACACUGCAAGCAGUUAGUCGCCAGGUUAAGGAGGCUUGGACCAAGGACCUGGAAAGGAUUCUCUGGGAUCAGGCACUACACAACCGAGAGGUCCGUAUGCAGGAAAGAGUCUUUAUGGGAAUUGGAAAUAAGCCCUUCAAGGACAUCCAGCCCAGCGAUGCAGCAAUUAGCGAUCGAGCUGUCGACUGCGGCCUCAUGGGAAGAGAAAACAAAGUCCUGUCCUAUGUUGAACGAUACGGAGCACAAAAUGGGAUUCCUGGGGCGCGACCAAAAUCUUCCGGUUCAGGGAGUAUUUCAUCCUCCUCCUCUUCAUCUGGAAGAGAUUCCCUGUCCCCGACGACAUUCCUUUGUGCGCCAAAGCCGAGGGGUCUUGCGGAUAGCUUGGAGGGAUACGUAGCGCCACCGGGGGUUCACGUGGAGGACGAUGUGGACCACGAGAGCGGGAGUCCCAACUUAUUGUUGGACGGCUCUGAGUCAUCGGGAGAAAGUGUCAGCGGCCUGAGCAGUUCUGCUCACAGCUACCACUCCAUUCUGCAAAGGGAGUCUGAGGACAUGUCUUCAGGUGGCAGCCAUCAAACGGGAGCAUGUGGAUCUCCUGAGGAAAAACAAACUGUAGUUGCAGCUCAGGCCAAACCGCACGACGAGGCUAAGGACCUGCAUUGCGGCAAGAACCUAAAUGUUGGAAAGUCCACCGAGGUUUGAACAAUCCCAUGAGACUGAGAAGACCCCAAAGACGUUGGAGUGUAUUUGGCAGCAGCGAGUACUGCCAACAAUUCCACUUUGUAGAUAUUGUAUAUUAAUAUCUCCCCUUUAUCAGUAGCGUCGCCUCCACUAAAGGUCUCAUCAUGGACCAGAUAUGGACUGCACUUCUUACACAACAUUUUAUAGAGACAGGAAAUGUUAACACGUUUGUAGAAUCUUUGUAAUAUUUAUGAUUUUGUGUUGACUCAGUACUUGUUUACGUAACAGGAAUUGAAGAAUACUGUUUAAUAAUAAUAAUAAUAAUUCAGACCCUAGUCACAAGAUAAAUGUAUAGGUACUACUACUACAUGUUAUUGUAUUUUCGAUUCCCCUGUGUACAGAUGUAUAUCCAGGGUACAUAAUAUACGGUAUGUCUUUACCACACUAAUAUGCCACUGAUAUGUUUUCUAUUUGACACAGUCUUUGCAAUGAUGAUGUUUACUUUAACCUGUAUUUUUUAUUUGCACGUCACAUUUUUUUAAUAAUAAAUCAAACUUACAAAUGAAUGUCACAUGAAUAUGGUUUAUGUGGUGUCUUUAAUGUAAAAUGGCAUGUUUAUUUGUUCGAUUUACAUUUAUUUACAAAAAAUGUGUUACAUUUUCUGCAAUAAAUACAUUGGAUUAUUAAGCAUCCUUUAAUUUGUGCAGUAAUAAAAAAUAUGCCCAAUGUUAAACUAAUUAAUAACAAAUAUUCAGCAUAACCACAAUGAAAAUAAAUCGUUCCGAGAAUAGU